GUGCGAGGCCCUUAAGUGUGAAUCGUGAAAGCGCCAUUAGUAACCUUGGAUAAAACGUCUGAAUUGGAAAACAUCUGAUUCCGGGAUAGCAGUGUACUUAAUUUGACUUAAUUGACGAGGUGGAUCGUAUGCCUUGACACAACUCGAGUAUUAAUAAAGUUUAUCUUUAUGGAGUUAACGAUAUUGGCGCGUGACACGGUUAUGAAGCCAUCGCAUUCGUAAUUGGUCACACUUGUUAUGCGCCCGUUGAGAUAUAUCAUCAGCCCAAAUCUGACAAUCGUAACCUUGAAUUUAUCGCCGAUUGCGAGUUGGCAUUGAAAGUGAGGACGGGGAGUCUGUCGAACUCGAUUUAUCGUGAGGGGCGCGCGCCCGAAGCGUCAGGAGGCAAUUGGUGCUUAACCUAAGAUGCGAACAUCCGCGAACGUCGACGCGCUCACGUUACUUGGAAUUCAUCUGCUGUACUGGUAUCUCAGCACGGUAGCGGCCAGUGGCGGGGCCCUCGAUUCUACCUCGACUUUCCAGACCAGUGCUUCGAGCACUCCACAUUCCAAGAUAGCAGCCUUUUCCGCCACCCUCACUGAUGGAUUGGCCCAGGCAGUGGCUCAUGAAUCCACCUUGGACACAUGCAACGACGACCUAGCUUGCAUCACUAUGGCUUCUCAUGAUCGAUUAGGAUUAGAGGCUAUUAAAUCUCUCCACAGUCAAUUGGACGAUGAUGCCAAUGGGAAUGUGGAUUUAUCAGAAUCGGAUGAUUUUUUGAGAGAAGAACUACAAUAUGAGGCUGGUUAUGAACGAAGACAAAGGGCUUUCCAUCACAAUGACGACAUGCAUAUCAGCGUGCGAGAGCUCUGGGAGGCCUGGUUGCGAUCAGAAGUUCAUAAUUGGACUAUAGAACAAACAUCAGAAUGGUUAACUUCCAACGUUGAGCUUCCUCAAUAUGUUCCUACUUUUAUACAGCAUCGUGUAACUGGUGCUACGCUUCCUCGAUUAGCUGUGAACAAUAUGCAUUAUCUUAGCAACGUUUUGGGUAUUAAGGAUCCUAUCCACAAACAAAAAAUUGCUUUAAAAGCAAUGGAUGUUGUCCUUUUUGGACCUCCCAAAGAAGCUGGACACAACAUCAAAGAUUUGGUUUUGGUUACAUUAUUAUUUGGAGCACUUAUCGGAUGCUGGUACGCGUAUCAACAAAAGAAAAAUUCACAGAAGCAUCUACAUAGAAUGAUGAAGGAUAUAGAAAGUUUGCAUAAAGCAGAACUUGCACUAGAAAAUUUACAGAAAGAACUGGAAAGAGCUAGAAUGGAGCAAGAAAGUGCGACUACUGAAAAACAGAAUUUGGAAAAACGUUUGCAAGAUGAAAGCUUGGGAUUACAUACUUCAUACUCGGAUCUUGAAGUGUCGCAAUUAAAAGCAGAAAUUGAAAUGUUGAAGUUGGAAUUACAACGUGCUGAGGGUGAACUCGAAGAUAGGUGUUGGUCACCACCAGCUGGAUUGCAGCACUGGCUACAAUUGACUCAUGAAAUUGAGAACAAGGCAUAUACAAAUAAAAAAAUAGCAGCUGAAAAACAACUUCAACAAGCACGAGAAGCGUGUGAAAAAUUACGAAAGAAACGUUCUAGCCUGGUAGGUGCCUUUGUUUCGACUCACGGAAAAUCUAUCGAUGAAGUUGACAAGAGCAUAGUUGAAGCGAGAACUGCAUUAAAUGAAGUAACAAAUGAGUUGAAAGAAAGAGUGCAUCGUUGGAAGCAAAUUGAAUUACUCUGCGGUUUCAAUAUAAUUAACAAUAACGGUUUAAAUUAUUUAGAAACAGUUUUAUACAGAGGAACACCUAAUGGUAGAGGUCUCGGACUCAGAGGACGACUAAGUAGUCAAGAUGAUUUAGACGAUGAGGCAAGUUCAGUGUAUGCAUCGUCGUCAGUUAGUGCUGUCGCUGCAGGUAUUUUGGAGAACUCGGCGUGGAAGGAAUCGUCGAUACCGUCCGGUAAUCGAUUCGGAAAUGAACUCUCUGAUUCUUCGAGCAGCGAAGCGGAGAGAGAGACACAUGGGACCGUCCAAUUUGUGCUGGGCGACGGAUCAGAAGAGCCCUCCUCCGGAGCUUCCGGAACGACUGCGAUGUACAAAGAAAAGUCCAACAUUGUACGUUCUUACAGCCAGGAGACAAACAUGCUGGCUAACGAAGACAAGGCUUCGUCGUUUCUAGCGAAAACGUCGUAUUCGGAAAAUUCGCUUGAUGUUUCGGGUAGAUCCAAUUAUCGUCCUGCGACAACAUUGACUGUAACGACGGCAGUGACGACAAUGACGACGACAACAACGAUGACGACAAGUACAACAGGCGCCAAGAAGUUACUUAAAGAAUUACCUACGAUUAUGUCUAUCGAUGACGAGACGCUCUCGACUGAUUCUAAUUCUACCGCCGACAACGACGAGCUUAAACGAAGGCGCAGGAAACUGCACUUUCCAGCCUUUAGAAAGAACAAAACUAAAAUUACGUGAUGCCCGCUAGUCACAUAAUUUUAUUUGUUACUUAAUUGCUAUCCGUUACAGUUUAAUUGUAAUCGCGACAUGCACUUAAGAAUUAUUUUACCUGUAAUUAUUAAUUGUUAGUUACUAUUAUUCACCUAAUCCACAUACACGAACACAUACAUUUUCUUUUUCUCUUUUUGUACAUCUCUUUUCUUUGUCUUUUUUCUUCCUUUGCUCGCGUGUAAACUCAUGAAAUGUAACAAUCAUUAGGAUGUUUGUUGUCUUAGUGUUCCUUCCAAACUUUGCCAAACUUGCAUAUGCGCAAAAUAAUGACGAAAAAAUCGAUGGAUACACGGAGAAAUAUCUGAACUAGAUAAAUAGGAUUUUAGAAUUGCAAUAUUGAAAAGUUUUAAUAUUAUGGCAAUAAAUAUUUUUGGUAUGUACUUUUUAGGAGAUUAAAUGUUUUCUGCAAGUUGAGAAUUUUUAUGAAGUAAGAUUUUUCACGAUGACAUUAGUAAUGAUAAUUACACAGUUAAAAAAAAUGACUUUGGACACCAGAAUGAGACUAAUUAUACUUCUUUUGUAUCUGAUUUCUAUUUCUAAAUCUGGUUUCCACAUUGCUUCUUUGUGUCAUAAUUUAGUAGAAAUUUGCAAUUAAUUGUAAAGAAAGGCUACGUACUUUGUCACAUUAUAACUACGAUAUGUGAUGUGCUAGAUAAGUUUUGCAAUUAAAAUUAAAUAUGUUAAAACGUUUAACCCUCAAAAAAAUUUUUUUGUGUUGUCUAUGAUUAAUGAGAUAUCAUGAUUAAUCUUUUAUUUGUACACAUCUUGCAUGACCGUACGUAGCAUACGCGAAUUCGCUCUACGCAAUUUGGACAGUUCGUAACUUUGUUUACAUAUAAUAAAAUUAAUUUGACGUUUUUUUCCAAUUUAAAGGAAAACAGGUGAGAAAUAACUUUGGACAUGUUCAGCGGACUCAAUAAUUGAAUGAGCGCUCGCUGUUAUUGGUGUAUAUUCUUUUAGAUCAAAAGGUCUGAUUGAAUGAUUUAAAAUAAUACACCAAUAACAGCGUGUGCUCAUUUAACUGUUGAGUUCGCGCCCUUUGCCUUAAUGAUGUAAGAUUAAAAAACACCAUUAUAUUAAUAAAAAAAUCCAUUAAACUGAAAUCCUGCGUUGAAAAAAUAGCAGCUAAAAAGAUGCUGGUGCGAAUUCGCAUCUGUGUGCAAAGGUUUAAAGGGAGUAUGUAAAAACUAUAAUAUAUUAUUUUUUGCUAAAAUUUAAACAUGCUUUUAUUUUCAUCGGUUAUACAGUGCUAACUCAUCAUUUUGAAUUUGUCACUUUUAGCAUUAAAUUCGUAUUCAGUAUCAUAAAAGACUUUUAAAUAAUAUAUGACAAAUUUUUGCAAGAAUUCAGACUUUUUUAAGCAUUUAUCAUAUUGAGCAUGUUUUGAAUUUGUUAAUUUUAUUUAUAUUCAGCGAUCUAAAAAAUCCUUAAAUAAAAUAAAAUAGUUGAAAGUUAUAUGGUAAAUCAUCAAUUAUUUAAUUGAUCUAAUUCAUAACUUUUUCGCAAUAGAUAUUUAAUCUUGAAUAUUUUAACAGCCAAGACGAAAAGAUUCCUUUAAAGGAAAGUUGUAACAAUACAUAAUACUUAAUUUUGAUUGUAAUAAAACCUUUCCAACCUAUUACAUAUUGUAAUUAUAAAACGACAAAAUACGGGAAAAUAAUCUUGUUUUACAACUUUAAUUGCAACUUUCUCAAAAUUAUGUGAUGGAGUAUUUGGAAAUCGGAUUUAUAUUCAGUGUUUAAAAAACUAUAGGAAAUAAUUAGUUUUAUUCUGUUUUUUUUUUAAACUGUGUUAGUGUAAUCCUUUUUUUAUCGCUGAUAUAAUUCCGUAGUUUAAGUCAUCGUCUCUAGGUACUGAGCUGCGCACAAACUCACUGCUGAAAGUACUCUUGUCUACAUGUUGCUUUUACAUUAUGAAUAACUAUACAGUGAACAAAGUUACGUUGUGACAAGAGUAAAAGAGUAGUCUUGUAAAACAAUUUAAGUUGUUAAAAUCUCUCGUACCGUCCGUAUAUGUAUAAUACUGGCAAUACAUAUAAUUUACUUCGGCACUUUGGCGAAAACGUUAUACAAAUUUUAUACAUUUGUACAUUGUACUAAUAAUAAGUAGGUUGUAAAAUGCACGAUUUUAAUCUAACAAACGCGUGCUUAGAACGAUUAAUUAUAGCAGAAAGACUUUUUCUCAAACAUUUCUUGUAUAAACAUAUCAAGACAUGAAAUUUCUAUCUGAAUCUUGUAAUUUUUUUUCAUCCAAAUUACAUCUUUAAACUGUACAAGUCUUUAUGCAAGAAUGUAUAACAUUCGUGCAGGAUUGAGAAAGUUAUUUUUUAAAAACUCAUUGUUAUUUAUUAAAGAGUCGAAAAAGUUACUGUUACUAAUUACUAAUUCUAAAAAGUAACUUGUUAUCAUUACUUUAAACAAAAAGUUUAAACCUCUAAUGUUUUUUGAUAAAAUAUUAAUGAAAACUUAUUAUUUGUAUGUUAAAUUCGCAAGAUCACAAAAAAUUUAAUGAGAAAGAUUCAAAAAUGCUUAAAAUUAAAAUUUUUUAUUUGUAUUAAAUUUAAAAAUGCAGAAAUUUAUACCCUUUACAUCUUUAAUUUUAUAUUUCAAAAUUUUAAUAUAAUUUUAAACUUAAAAUUAUUCGUAACAUGUAUGUGUUAAUAUAAUUUGUUUAUGACAUCUUAAAACUAUAUUAAUCCUUAAACACACUACGGAAUCUGGGAGACCUUCCUGAAUAAAUUUUACAUCCGUGUCAUUUUAUUUUAGUUAAAAAAUGAAGUUAGUCAACUAUAUCAAUCGAUAGGAGAAACUUCAAAUUUUAUUUCCACUUAGCUCGAAUCUUCUUUCUCAUUUCGUCUUUACAUAGUAAACGAUCGAUUCCAAAAUUUUAGGAUUUCCAGUAGUGUGUUUAAGGUUAAGUUGAUCUUAAAUUUAACACUAGAUUAAUACUAUAAUCGAAGACUGAAAAUUAAACACAAUGGAAAUUAUGUCACAAAUAGAUUUCAAAGUGUAAAAAGUAAUGAUAAAAGUAACUGUGAAAUGUGUUACUAUUACUGAAAAAAUGUUACAUUACCGUUACAGUUACAAAAAAGGAAAAACGAUGUUAUUCGCCUAUUACUAAAAAAAAGAGUAACUGUAACAGUAACGGAAUUACAAAUAACGUGUUACUUCUCAACCCUUCGCGUCAAGUAAAUAAAAGAUUAGUUAUUCACCCUAGCACAGAAGUAUCACAAAAACAUUACAGGAAUAUUUUAUUGUGACAUUACAGCACUGCAAAAAUAUUACUAAACGUAACAUUGCAGCAAAAAACAACAAUCCAUUUUUAGAAAUAUUGCAAUACAAUGUUGCAGCAAUAUUACAAUAAAAUAUAUUUUUAAUACUUUGUAAUAUUAUAAAAAUUAAGGUGUUUUUAAUUUAAAACAAAAAACAUAAAAGAAAUAAACAAAAUAGUUAUAUAAAGCGAUGCAUUAUUAAUAACGUACUACUGUAUGUAAUACGUAUUAUAUACAGGGUGUUAAGAAAACCAUUUAACAUUUAUAUGAUAAAUAGUAUACAUCAUACUAAAUAAGAAAACCUGAACAUAGGUCAAAAGCUCAACUGUUUCCGAGAUAUGAACAUUUUUGUAUAUUAAUAUCAUAAAUGAUUUACUGACUUCUACGUAUCGCAUGUAAUGUUUAUUUCAGUGUACAGCACGAUAUCUUAUAACUAUAAUCAUCAAAUAAUAUGUAGAUCCGCAAUUUCUGGUUGGUGACUGAUUGCCGAUGAAAUCUGCCGAUGUAAUGAAGUAUGUAUAGAAAUUAAAUGAGAACGUACAGAACGCGGUUUAUAAACACGAAGGUAAACAUGCGAUAUUUAGAAGUCAGUAAAUCAUUCAUGAUGAAAAAAUGUUUAUAUCUCAUUGUCAGAAACAGUUGAAUUUUCGACCUAUAUUCAUUAUGAUUUUUUUACUCAAUAUGGUGUGUUAUCUAUUAUAUAAAUGCCGAAUGGUUUUCUUUAAAUACCUUGUAUAAUAUGUAUUAUAUGUAUAUAAAGUAUGUAGAGGAAAGAAGGAGGUUGUAGAAUAUCAUUUUGUUUUUUUUCUUUUUUAAUAAUUUGGUAAAUAUUAACGCAACACAAUUCUUAUCAACACUAGUGUACUUUGUAGCCAUAAAGUUCUACCAAUCACCCUAGGUAAAAAUUCCUCGAGUAUAUAGGACAAACUUAAUUUACAAUUUACUGAAGAGGGAAAAAAGGAUGCAUUUGUGAGUUAACAUAGAGAUCGCAGAAUACUAACAAAUAAUGUCAUGAAAGCGUUAAUAAGGAUUAUUAAUUUAUGAUUUUUUAUAAUUAAAAGGCACUUUUAAUUAUAAAAAAUUAUAAAUUAAUGAUCUUUCGUAGAUCUUACAUACUAAUAAAUGCCAAAAAGUUUCAUAAACAUUUUAUAAAAUAUAUUAAAAAAAAAAUUUUUUUAAUUUCUUUGGUUUACAAAUAACUUUUUAAAAUAAUUUUUUUGUUGCUAGUAUGCAUUAUUGCAAUGUUCAUUAUGAAAUUGUAAAGUCGCAAAAACAGUCUUAAGCUCAUAAUGCUAAUAAGUUACGACCAUCUCACGAUCCCU
Molecule: messenger RNA, 7113 nt
Organism: Solenopsis invicta (red fire ant)
Lineage: Eukaryota; Metazoa; Arthropoda; Insecta; Hymenoptera; Formicidae
Gene: Stim
Product: stromal interaction molecule homolog
Exons: 11
Coding region: 406-2487 (693 amino acids)
Biological process (GO): activation of store-operated calcium channel activity; intracellular calcium ion homeostasis; store-operated calcium entry
Cellular component (GO): plasma membrane; endoplasmic reticulum
Molecular function (GO): protein binding; calcium channel regulator activity; calcium ion binding
Source: RefSeq, a predicted model, not a curated record